CCAUUCCAUCGAUACCGGAGAUCCAAAGAGCCGACUGACCUUGGUAAAUGGUGGGAAACGGAGACGCUGGCUGCAGCGGCAGCGGCGGCGAGCCGCUGCUUUCGUGCAAGAGGACCUCGUACCUCCGCUCCCUCUCCCGGUCCGACGACGAGCUCAGGGUGUUCCGCUCCUGCCUUCGUUGGAUGUGCGUCGACCAGUCCGACACAUGCCACGCCGUUGUGUCUUGGUCCGUCUUCCUCCUGCUCAGCAUCUUCGUGCCCACCGCGUCCCACUUCGUCCUCAACUGUUUCCCCGGACGCCGCGCCUACGACGUGGCGGUUCAGCUCUCCCUCACCUCCGCAUCCGCCCUCGCCUUCGUCUGCCUCUCCCAUUUCGUGCGCCGGUAUGGCCUCCGCCGCUUCCUCUUCCUCGACAAGCUCGUGGGGGAGAGCGAGCGCGUGCGAGCGGGCUACAUGGACCAGCUCAACCGUUCCUUCCGCCUUCUGUCUCUCUUCGUCAUGCCCUGCUUCGCAGGAGAGGUGGCCUACAAGAUCUGGUGGUAUUCCUCGGGGUCGGAGAGGGUUCCUUUCCCCAUCGCCGGGAGCAUGGCGGUCGGGAACGUGGUGGCCUGCGCGCUGGAGCUGGCCAGCUGGAUCUAUCGGGUGGCGCUCUUCUUGUUCGUCUGCGUCCUGUUUCGUCUGAUGUGCUACCUGCAGAUCCUCCGGCUGCAGGACUUCGCCGCUGUGUUCGUGGAGGGAGGCCCGACGUCGGACGUGGCCGAGGUGCUGGGAGAGCACCUCCGCAUCCGCCGCCAGCUCAGAAUCAUUAGCCACCGCUACCGCUCCUUCAUCCUCUACAGCGUCAUCCUCGUUUCCGCCAGCCAGCUCGUUGCUCUGCUCCUCACCACCCGCCACCGCGCCAUCGUUAACUUCAACAACGCCGGCGAGCUCGCUGUAACAAAGAAAUACAUCUACAAAAUUAACACCGCGCCAAUUGGCUUUUUUGUUUUUUUGUCAAUAAUAAAAGACGAGUUCAUUGCUUGCGCUAAAUAUGUUGAUUUGUUGUGACAGCUCUGCUCGAUCGG
Zingiber officinale is the source of this 1063-nucleotide messenger RNA. RefSeq lists its product as uncharacterized. The transcript has a single exon. The record is from RefSeq and is a predicted model, not a curated record. The coding region runs from base 48 to 1046 and encodes 332 amino acids. Lineage: Eukaryota; Viridiplantae; Streptophyta; Magnoliopsida; Zingiberales; Zingiberaceae.